Caretta caretta (loggerhead turtle) is the source of this 1032-nucleotide messenger RNA. RefSeq names its product neuropeptide S receptor 1 (gene NPSR1). Lineage: Eukaryota; Metazoa; Chordata; Testudines; Cheloniidae. Gene Ontology annotation, cellular component: cytoplasm; plasma membrane. Gene Ontology annotation, biological process: positive regulation of release of sequestered calcium ion into cytosol; neuropeptide signaling pathway. Gene Ontology annotation, molecular function: neuropeptide receptor activity. The record is from RefSeq and is a predicted model, not a curated record.
AUGCAGACAGAACAGCUGGUUACUCUUUGGAUUCUCUUUAUUGUCACAGUUGCUGGAAACUCCAGUGUGCUGCUCUCUACCUGGAAGAGGAAGAGGAAAUCCCGAAUGACCUUUUUUGUGACACAGUUAGCCAUCACAGAAAGGCAGGCAAAAAUUCUCAGCAUGGUGGCAUGGAGCCUCUCUUUCCUGUUUUCGAUUCUGACUCUGAUUAUAUUUGGGAAAUGGCAGCUAUCCAAUGCGGAAAUGCAGUGCUGGGCCGUCUGGCCUGAUGACUCCUACUGGAUACCCUACAUGACUGUGGUUGCUUUCCUGGUAUAUUUCAUUCCUUUGAUUAUCAUCAGUGUCAUUUACUUCAUUGUGAUUCGAACCAUAUGGAUGAAGAGUAAACCUCAUGCUGUGAUUGUUUCCAACUGUAUUGAUGGCAAAUUCUGUGCCAGCAACACCCAUCGAGGGCUCAUAUCAAAGGCUAAAGUUAAAGCUAUCAAGUACAGUAACAUUUUAAAUCUCCCUCUCACUUUUGCAGCAUUUGUACUCUGCUGGAGCCCUUACUUUCUCUUUGAUAUCCUGUACGACUUCAAAGUACUCCCUGAGACCAACGAACGCUUCUAUGCAUCUGUGAUUAUUCAGAAUCUACCAUCUUUAAACAGUGCCAUUAAUCCCCUCAUCUACUGCAUCUUCAGCAACAGCCUUUGCCAUCCUUUUGGGAAAAGAAGAGCAAGAAACUUAGGGAGAACUUUCAGAGACCAAACUGAUGGGCAGGAGAUGCACGCUCUGUCCAAGCCCGAAUACAUCGAGAGUGCAAGUAUCAAGACCCCCGCUAGUACUGCCUGGAGAAUGCUGACAUCUCAUUCUUGCUCUAUAGCAUAUGGAUUUCAGAAUGGCAUUGCAAAUUCUUUCACUGAACACCCUAUGGGCCAAAUUCAGCCCUGGGAUAAAGGAAAGUUGCGUGUUCUUAUGCCAAGCCUGCAUUUAACCCUCUAUUUCCAGAGAAGCUGUAUCCAAGUACAGCUUGUAUCCAAGUGGUGUACCUGA